This is a messenger RNA of Eurypyga helias (sunbittern), 981 nucleotides long. It is a transcript of the gene COQ3, whose product is annotated as coenzyme Q3 methyltransferase. The annotation marks the transcript as partial. Gene Ontology annotation, molecular function: 2-methoxy-6-polyprenyl-1,4-benzoquinol methyltransferase activity. Gene Ontology annotation, biological process: ubiquinone biosynthetic process. The transcript has 5 exons. Lineage: Eukaryota; Metazoa; Chordata; Aves; Eurypygiformes; Eurypygidae. The record is from RefSeq and is a predicted model, not a curated record.
AUAUCUCCACGGCUUGCUGCGGGCGGCAGUCGUUUCCAGGGGGCUGCUCCCCGGGGGCAGCGGGGUACGGCUGCGGACUGGGGCUUGGUGGUGCCCAGGGAGCAGCUGGAUCGCACCCGAGUCCGCUUCACGCCGGGCAGAGCCUUCCACCCACUGACAGAGCGGGUGUGGAGAACAGGUAUCGAGGUCGUGUCCUCAGGAACGUGUGGACAUGGACGUUUUGGUGAAAUUCGUACUAUCGGAAACGUCUUCAGCUGCGUGGAAAGUUCCUUUUCUCUGGGCACUGAGAAGCGUCACGGUGCAAAGCUCACCACUAAGAGACUUUUCAGCACUUCACACUCUUCAGUGGAUUCAGAGGAAAUGAAAAGAUUCCAGCUCCUCGCACACAAGUGGUGGGAUGAAGAGGGAGAGUAUGCAGCCCUUCAUUCUAUGAAUGACAUCAGAGUGCCGUUUAUCAGAGAUACUCUGUUGAACCUGCGUAGGAACUAUCACCUGGGAAAGCCGCUCGCUGGAGUGAAGAUUCUGGACGUUGGCUGUGGCGGUGGCCUGCUGAGUGAGCCUCUAGGCAGACUGGGAGCUUCAGUUACUGGAAUCGAUCCUCUGGAGGACAACAUCAGAACAGCAGAUCAGCACAAGUCAUUUGAUCCUGUCCUGGCCAAGAGAAUACAGUACAAGUCCAGCUCACUGGAGGAGAUUGUGGAUGAGUCUGUGGAAACCUUUGAUGUAAUCGUAGCUUCUGAAGUAGUGGAGCAUGUGGCUGACCUUGAAAUGUUUAUCAAGUGUUGCUCUCAGGUGUUAAAGCCUGAAGGUUCUUUGUUCAUUACUACAAUCAAUAAAACGCAGUUGUCCUAUGUCCUGGGGAUUGUGGUUGCAGAAAAAAUCCUGGGCAUUGUACCAGAAGGGACACAUGAGUGGGAGAAGUUUGUUCCCCCGGAAGAGCUGGAGCGCCUGCUGGAAUCAAGUAAGUUCUAGGCUGGAAUG